AUGACACGAACGGCUCCGUCGCGCAAGGCUCCGGCCGCCUCCGCCGCCACCCGCAAGCGGCGCCGCGCGUCGUCCGAGUCUUCGUCCUCGGACGACGAGAAGGAGCUGGUGAGCGACUCGCGGCGGGGGCGCGGCGGCAAGAAGCAGAAGGCCAGCGCCAUCCUGGCCGAGUUCACGAGUCUGGACGCGCUGCUGAGCAACGACCUGGCGGAGAAGCGCAAGCGCCAGAACCGCGAGCGGAAGCUGCAGAAGCUGCGCGAGGAGAGCGAGGCGGCGUCCAAGGACGCGGCGGAGGGCGGCUCCUCGUCCAUGGGGAAGCUCAUGACCCACAUGGCCAGCAACAUGUCGGCGCUCUCGGGCGACAACUACCUCUUCUCGGGCUCGGAGGUGACGGUGGCCGAAGAGAAGUUCGGCUACGUGUUCACGCCCAUGACAGAGCACCUGCCGUACCGCACGUACAAGGCGACGGAGACCGAGCUGCAAGGAGACCUGAAGCUCGUGUACGAGACCAUGCAGUCCACGGACGACGCAGAACUCAGCGGACUGCUGUGGUCCAAGGCAAUUUUGAUUCGUUGCAUGCUCAAGCGCCAGGCAGAAUCGACCACCAGAGGCUCGGCGAUGGCCCCGAUUCUGCUGCCGCCCAAGAUCGGCUCGUGGUUAUUUAUGACAAGUACGUUCAUGCGAAAUAAUGGGGGCUUAGAGGAUGUUUCUAUUUCUAACCAGAGCUUGCUUGGUUGGGUAGUGUCAACUCACAGCGACAGCCACGUGGUAAGCGGGUGCUUCAGCAACCUGUUUCUUGUCAUGAGCUCCGCGAAGAAGGCGUAUGUUCCAACUUUAAGUUCGGCUUUACCCGUCGCGUGCUUCGCGCACCCGAUUGAAGAUUUCCGCUCGACGUUCGGCGACGAUGUUCCUCCCAUCGAAAUGGAGUGGAAGCCGUCCAUCUACGAUUUCCUGAACGCGUUCCGUGCCUAUGGCUUCCAGGACAGCAAGAGGUCUAUGAGCGUGAAAAGCAAAAUCCCUGUUACUCCGCCCUCGUCAAAGAAAUCCCGAGCGCUUCCCUUCCCGACCCUCAACAUGCACUACGUACUGAUGUAUCUGGUCAUCUGCUUGAGGUCCAAGAUACUGAAGCUCGAGGGCUACGACGCAUUCAGCUUUACAAUGUUUUUUCUUCGCAUGCAGUUUGAGAGCGAUAUCCACGCAAGUAUCGUCGACCUGGCCACCAUUUGCAUCGAGGAGCUCCUAGACGUGUUCCCGCGUGCUGAGUGGCGGAGAGAGUGGGCGCCGCAGCUUGUUCUCCGCGUUGCUGGGGCCAACGAAGGAUUGUUUGACUCAGCGGCUGGCUGGUUGGCGGUCGCGCGUCGACUUCCGCGCACGAUGCGCGGCACGCAACUCACGACUGGAUUAGCGAUCUACGUUUUACAGCAUCGGAUCGACAAAAAACCAGCGGAAGGGGCGAGUUCGGAGAGACCGCUAAAGUUUCCAAUUCAGAGUGGCCUCGUUGUGGACAUCGUCGCCGGCAUUGUGGAGGACCUGACGAACAAAUACGUCGAGACACGCAAGAAUGGCAAGGCAUCGAAGACCACUCCGCCGUUCGAUUUGCUGUGCAAGAAGGUGGCUCUCAUGGACCUAGCUCUUCAGGCGUUCCUCAAUAUUCUUACGGCAAAAGAGAUGAAAAUUAUGCUGGGCAAGCUUGACCAACUAGCAGACGCACACAAGUCCACGAUGUCAGCAAAGUGGCACGAGCUCAAAACUCUGGUCAGCCUCAUGCACCGCAAGUACUCGCUCGAAAAUCUGCGGAUCGGGCGGAGUGCGUCUCCGUCUGCCAAGACCGUGCUGUUUUGCGACGACGACGACAAUUAA
This is a messenger RNA of Phytophthora sojae, 1860 nucleotides long. RefSeq lists its product as hypothetical. The record is from RefSeq and is a predicted model, not a curated record. NCBI's taxonomy places the organism in Eukaryota, Oomycota, Peronosporomycetes, Peronosporales, Peronosporaceae. The transcript is spliced from 3 exons. The coding region runs from base 1 to 1860 and encodes 619 amino acids.